CCCCCCACGACAUCACCGCAAGAGAACAUUUCACCAUGGGCGGCGGAGGAAAGAUUCCGUAUCCAAAGCACGUCUGGUCACCAGCUGGUGGUUGGUACUCGCAACCAUCCAACUGGAAGUCCAAUACUGCAGUCAUGGGCGCUGUCAUCUUCGGCAUAACGGCAUUGUGCUGGAGUGUCAGUGCUGAUCGAGAGUACCGCGACAAGAUGCCAGAGCAGGGCAGAUUCUUCCCCAGCCGAUAUUGGAGCAGACAAAUCGUCGAAUACGAACGAAAAGUAAAGGAGAAGGAAUCAAGGGAAGGAUAGGAUGGGGUGACAUAUGGCCAUGACGAGUUGAUUGUGGGUCCUUGUGGUGCACUCUGGAUGCACACUAAGGCUGUACAUAUUUCUCCAGCUGCACUCUGAAAUCUGAAAGCCUUUCCUCGACA
Molecule: messenger RNA, 427 nt
Organism: Lindgomyces ingoldianus
Lineage: Eukaryota; Fungi; Ascomycota; Dothideomycetes; Pleosporales; Lindgomycetaceae
Exons: 3
Coding region: 36-305 (89 amino acids)
Source: RefSeq, a predicted model, not a curated record